UAAAUAAAGGUAAAAUAAAAAUAAACAUACACAGUUUGAGAAGUCAUGUUGCAGUCUUGGUCAGUGCUGCCCCAUCUCAUUGAGUAACUCAAAUUGAAGGGAAACCGGCUGCAAUUAGUAACUAAAUUAUCCUUACCUUCUUCUGUGUGCGAUUUUAAAAUAAUCUGUUUAAGGACAUACAUCUGGUGUAUUAGAAGCAAUUAUUGGUACCAUGACUGUCUUCUAAAAACAUUUUUAUUUACACAAAGAUUGUUCCAUUCACUAUAAUGAGGGAUCCUGUUUUACACUAACAAUGCUUGCAGUAUCGCGGUAGGCCUUGAACUUCCAUUGCUUCAAUGAGAGGGGGCACUCAUUCCCCCUGGGCGCUGCCCAAGCGGUCACAGACGUCAGUAGCCUAUAAUUGCUCUGAUACAAGUCCUCUAUCUAUCUCUGGGACAAGCGCCGAAGAAUGGACAGCGUUCCCGAGAUUCCAAUCUUUACGGAGCAAUUUUUUUGACAGAAAUCAUACAUUCAUAAGUCAAAUAAAUAACAUAGUAAAAUCACAACCAGUACAGUUUUAGUUCCCGAAUCCGGGCCUUUGUCAUGAUGACGAUAACGUAGCACUCUACUACUUAACUGCAGUGGCAGAUUCAAAAACCACAAGUAAUUACGACACACGUUUUACGCCUGUAGGGGUGUAAUCAUUAGUGCACACCUGAGUAAACAGUUGCCAAUAUAAAACGUUUUCCAUAGAAAAUAAGAGUUUCUAUUGGGCAAAUGUAGGUAGGUCACUACCAAUGAUGUGCGUCAUUGGUCAGUUCCGUUCGCUUUUGUUGGCUGUUUGGUUUCCAGCUUGUAAAUACAGCCCAGGUGUAACACACCCUGAAUAUAUUGCCCAACCCGUUUACCAUGGUAUGCGGCACUUGGCCUACUCUUGGCUGAAAAAGGAGGCCGACCGCUGUCAUGAAAAUGUGUUUGUUUUUAUCUUUACGGUCCAAAAUGCUAUCCACAUGCAUAUGAAAAUGGUAAAAGCAUAGGCUUAAAAUAUAUCUCCAAUGAUUUUCACUGAAUUCAGAUACUUCCCUUGUACAGCAAGGCAUCAAAGCAUAAAGGACAACACGAGGAAAGUAGGCUGGUAAAGAUGGAUAAGAGGAGCGGUCUGCGCCUGUGUCACUUUGGGACAGCCAGGCGAAGGCGAUGGUGGGGUCUGAGGAGAAGAUGGAUUUACAUUUACAUCACAUUUACAUUUACAUGGAGGAUGCUAGGGGUGUUUAAGACCAACCAGGAACAUGACUUAUACAGCCUCACCUGUCUUAUGAAAGAGGGCCUGCAUGCUGUCCUACAGACCAGCAACAACACAACAGUACCUGGUAAACUUUCUGCUGAACAUUACAAAUCGGCGGAGACUCAAGUCCACAAGGACUUGGAGAUGCAGACGUUUGCAGGGCCUGUGUUUGCCGUCCUGCGGCGGUCCCUGGAUAUAACAGAGGAGGAGUACCAGAGGUCCCUCUCUUCAGACGGCUGCUAUCUACAGUUCAUCAGCAACUCCAAGAGCAAGGCUGACUUCUUCCUCACGAAUGACAAGAGGUUCUUCCUAAAGACACAGAAUACGCGGGAGGUUAUGUUUUUCCUAUCCAACCUGAAGGCAUAUAUGGAUCAUUUGGAGAAAUUCCCCCAUUCCCUGAUGGUCAGGUUCCUGGGGCUCUAUAGCAUUCAAAUUCCAAAUAAAACAAAGAAGUAUUUCAUUGUGAUGCAGAAUGUGUUUUACCCGGACGAGAGGAUUAAUACCAGAUAUGACAUCAAGGGAUGUGAGGUGGGUAGGUGGACUGACCCUGCAUCUACGGGAAACCCAGUUACUAAGAUUCUGAAGGAUAACAACUUUGAAGGAAAGCACAUCAUUCUGGAUAAGCAGCGCUCCUGGCUUGUGGAUCAGGUUGAAAUAGACUCGGCCUUCCUCCGUAGCCUCAAUGUGCUUGACUACAGUAUCCUGCUGGCCCAUCAACCCUUGCACCAAGAUGAGCUGGACAGGAAUCACUCCUUUAGUAACCUGACUAUGCGCACUGUAAAGUCAAUGGACCAAGACAGUCCCGCAGAGGAAGAUCCCCCCACUAUUCCGUUGUUGGAGGGGUACUCUGCUCGACUGGCAUCAGAUACAAUAGACAGUGGGUCAGACCACAUCCAGAACACAGGGGAACACUCUGGCCAUGGAAUCCCCCUCCAGGAGAUAAACCUACACUCUGUAAACUGUACAGAAGCAGAACUCCUGGAGUUCCAAGCUCAUCACCGUAGGCUGCUGCCUAAUUUAAAAAACUCUGUGCAUGUCAUAGACGGACCAAAGCUGCGCUACUUUGUGGGUAUUGUAGACUUUUUCACUGUGUACGGUGUGAAGAAAAGGCAGGAGAACCUGUGGAAGAGUCUGCGCUUCCCUGGCAGAGCCUUCUCCACUGUCAGCCCAGCUACCUACUCCCAGAGGUUCUGCCAGUGGGUGAAGGACCACACCAAGUAAAACGGGGACACUGAAGCCCAUUGAAAGACACAGAAGAGACUGUCAAGUGAAUAAUCAACUUGUUUUAUGAACAGUAGGUGGCACCAAAUAGCUUCUGUUGCAGUGGUAGCCUGUUUAUAUAUAUAUAUAUCUAGAGGAAUUUUACAUUAGUGAUAUGUCCCCCAAACAAUUAUGUGGCAGGUUUCUCAAAAAUCAUGUAUGAAUGUGUAUAAAAUGUAUUGGAAUAAGUCGUGAUUAGAGAAUCAAUAAUAAAACCUGUCACUGCAUAAGAAACCACAAACUCCAUAAAAUGGGUAGAAGAUCACUGAUAGAAUAAUGAUUUCAGGAUGAUGUGUAGAUACCAGAGACGGUGACAGAUACCGCUGACUGAAUAUCGUCUCCCUGGACAUAGCUCUAGAUGUGUGUUUAGCCAGAUACUUCCAACAUAAUGGAUUUCAACGUGAAGAAAUUAGCUUCGGAUGCUGGAGUGUUUUUCACACGAGCUGUACAGUUCACAGGGGAAAAGUUCGGACAGGUAGAGAAGACUGAGCUGGAUGCCCAUUUUGAGAAUCUGCUCAGCCGUGCCGAUUCCACAAAAAACUGGACAGAGAAAAUCUUCAGGCAGACAGAGGUUCUGCUGCAGCCCAACCCAAGUGCCAGGAUUGAGGAGUUCCUGUAUGAGAAGCUUGACAGAACGGUUCCAUCCAGACCAAAUAAUGGAGAACUACUGGGUCAUUACAUGCAGGAUGCGGCUAAAGAUUUUGGACCUGGAACUCCAUAUGGUAGCACCCUGAUCAAGGUAGGUGACUGUGAGAGGAGACUAGGCGGUGCACAGAGAGAGUUCCUACAGACCUCCGCUAUCAGCUUCCUUGCCCCACUCAGGAACUUUCUGGAAGGAGACUGGAGGACCAUCUCAAGAGGCGUCUCCUGGAGAACCGCAGACUGGACCUGGACUCCAGUAAAGCACGACUGAAGAAAGCCAAACUAGCCGAGUCCAAGGCCGCGGCUGUGCCUGAUUUUCAGGAGACCAGACCCAGGAAUUAUGUCCUCUCUGCCAGUGCAUCUGCGCUCUGGAGUGAGGAAGUGGACAAAGCAGCGCAUGAACUUCGAGUGGCCCAGACAGAGUUUGACAGACAGGCAGAGGUCACACGACUCCUACUGGAGGGCAUCAGCAGUACACACGUGAACCACCUGCGCUGCCUGCAUGAGUUUGUGGAGGCACAGACAGCCUACUACAAGCAGUGUUACCUGCACAUGCAAGACCUGCAGAAAGAGCUGGGCAGGUGAGGACUGGCUCUGGGUAGAUGCACACAUGUAUAUUGGGCAUACCUAGCUGGGUUGUCUAUGCCUGGCUUUCAUUUGCUGCAAUGAUUUGCUCUAUUCAAAUAGUGUGUGCUGUUUAUCAAUGACCAUCUCCACUGUCAUCUCUUAUGCUCUCAGUUCCAAUGGAGAUGUGUAAGUAACAUUUGAUGACGAUUACAGUAACAUAUUUAUGUUAACCGCUUUUCUAAAUCAAAUAUGGUGAAGUCUUAUUAUUCCUUAGGGAAUGUGCUGUGUACCUUAUGGCUGUCUUCUCUCCCUAAACCUCUGCAGGUUUCCCAAUGCGUUUGCUGGUAACCCGGGUCUCUCCAUGGCCUCCAGUGGCUCCUCUCCCCAGGGGAAUGCCACCCUACCCCAGGACGCUGCCAGCGCUGUGGAGACAGACACACUGAAAAUCGAAGAGGUACAGGCCCCCGCCACGGGCACACGCAAGGCCAAGGUCCUGUACGACUAUGACGCGGCCGACACCAGUGAGCUCUCCCUACUUGCUGACGAGCUAAUCACAGUUUACACAGUGCCAGGCAUGGACUCUGACUGGCUCGUUGGCGAGAGAGGGAACCAGAAAGGGAGAGUGCCUGUCACAUACCUGGAGCUGCUCAGCUAAAGAAACUACACUCAAAGAAAUACAUGGACAAACACACACACACACACAAUUGCACUCACAUGCCUUCAAACAUGCAGACGUUGACGAAUUCAAACAAGCAAACACACCCACUGUACAUUCUGUACGCACCAGGACUGCAUGAAAUCAUUGGUAAUUAUGAAGGCAAAUGCGCUACAUUGAAUAUGGAGGAAUGGUUACCAUGACAACUUGGCUGAAAAUUCUGAAUUGUGAGAUGUUUAUAGAUUUUAAUUUCACCCUGCUUCUCACAGCAGGACAAUAAUCCUGCAGCUACAAGACAUGUAAAUGGUUAUGUGGAUUAUAAUUAAGGGACAAGUUUGUAGGGGCUGAUACAUUUUUUUCAAUAGGGCAAAUCAAGUCUGACAUUUUUUAAGUGGAAAUUACAAACUUUAGAAGCCUUUUUAAACCUUGAAUACACUACAAUUUGCAUUUCCUGCUGCGCUGGAAAAUUCUCUGCGACAACGGAGUGGCCAAAUUUAAGAUUGCAGAUCUGUACAUACUGAAAUCCCCUGUUAUUCAGGCUUUUUGGUUUUAUUUUAGGUGACCUUUCACAACAGGUGUGAAGCUUCAUACAACCUGCCCACUCACUGUCACCUGUUUAAACUAUAUGCACCAAUGCACCAAUCUUUUCCAUUCCAUACACCCUGUGCACCUAUGGUUAGUCCACAUUCCUAUAAUGUAAUUUUCCUCUACCACUACCAGGAACUGAAACAUUUCAUGGCCGUAUGCCCUGCUUAACGUACUGGGAAUGUAAUCACUCUUACAGCAAAUAUUUGAAGCACUCCUAGUCGUUUACUAGCUGCCUUACAAUGAUGCCAGAGAGCUGUUUCCAUCUGCUAUAGCUAAUAGAAUGUAUUGUACACACCACAAUGUUCACACACUCCUGUUUGCUUGGACACUUCCUUUGAAGAAGACAGGCCAGAUCUGACACAGAACAUACAUUUUGGCAUGCGAGACCAACUUAUCAUUUAAGUAUCUGUGAUUAGCUAUAUUCCCAUUUGUCAAUUUUUUUAGUUUGCUCUUUUGCUCUUCUGUUUCUUAAACAUGUUACUGUUCCUUCAGUUGUCUUUUGUUUCUAUUUAGUAAAAUGUUUGUUUGAUCUGAUGUCUUUUCUGUGAUCAAGUGUUUUCAGACAGGACCUAGGCUGCUGCAUGUGCUACUGGCAGGAGUUGGACUAUUCUGUCCACUGAAAAGCCUCUUUAAAAGAACAAUUGUAAUCCAAAGUUUUAAUGGCUGUAUGUAUGUAUCUUUAUUUAUUUUAGUAUCAAAGGAAACAAGUAUAUGCAUGCAAUUCUGAAUUGAGCCCAACCCUGGUUUGUACCAUUUGCUGCUGUGGCAUGUCUUGUUUUGACCCUUUUCUGCCUUUACUGUCAAUGUAUUUAUUGCCUGUUUACAAGUCAUGCUGAAUGAAUGAAAAUAUGUAGGAUGUAAUAAAAAAAAAAGUAUGCUUUAUUUGGA
Messenger RNA from Oncorhynchus kisutch (coho salmon), 5864 nucleotides. Its product is annotated as phosphatidylinositol 4-phosphate 5-kinase-like protein 1. Gene Ontology annotation, biological process: phosphatidylinositol phosphate biosynthetic process. Lineage: Eukaryota; Metazoa; Chordata; Actinopteri; Salmoniformes; Salmonidae. Bases 1121 to 2485 code for a protein of 454 amino acids. The transcript is spliced from 19 exons. Gene Ontology annotation, cellular component: plasma membrane. The record is from RefSeq and is a predicted model, not a curated record. Gene Ontology annotation, molecular function: 1-phosphatidylinositol-4-phosphate 5-kinase activity.